Molecule: messenger RNA, 2876 nt
Organism: Mya arenaria
Lineage: Eukaryota; Metazoa; Mollusca; Bivalvia; Myida; Myidae
Exons: 10
Coding region: 1-2343 (780 amino acids)
Biological process (GO): cell adhesion
Molecular function (GO): integrin binding
Source: RefSeq, a predicted model, not a curated record
AUGAGUGUUGGUACUCCUGCAAUCACUGUUAAAAAUGGUGUCGGAGUGCUUAGAUUAUUACAACCAACAUUUGUUGGGAGAAACGUGACUUUUGAAUUCACACCGUCUUCAUCGACAUCAACAGACGAUAUCAAGUUGAACUACAUAAAACGGAAUUGGUCGAUUGCAAAAACAAUUGAAGAGGAUUAUUUACAUGUACAGCGUGAGGGACAAUCUACAAUUUUUACCAUACCUGAAGUAGAUCGCAGUUUCAAUGGAACCUCUGUAUACACAUUAAUUGGCAACACGAGAAAAUCGCCCUUACUCGAAUUGAACUUAAAAGUUUACACAGAUGCGGACGGCUGUGGAGAACUGUACUUUCUUUCGGAGGGACCUUAUUUUGCCGGAGACAAUUUGAGUCUUGGAUAUUUCCCGUCACCACAAGUUGCAAAAGAGAAAAAUACAAGCAAGUAUUCUGUCAAACUCAUCAAUGGCAGUAAUGCGGACCAUAAGUCCAUUCAACAAGCAAAGGGUGUUUUGGAGCUUGACCAGGUGGGCCACGAGUUCGUCUUCACUUUAUUCAACGUUAAGAAAAAUGACAGUGGAAUUUAUUGGAUUCAGUGUCUGGACGGAGUUUCCGGAAAGUACUCUAAUGGUGUCCAUGUAUCGAUUAAAGGAAAGCCGAUAAUUGGUCCCUUGACCACAAUUUCUACAUGCAGAGAGUGUAUCGUUUUUAAGACAGAACAAACACUUGGACAAGUGUACUGCGAAACGGAUGAAGAAUAUAACGCCACAAAUGUAGAGUUUAAAAUAGGACUAAUUCGGUAUGAAUCAUUCACAUUAUCACGGAAUCGAUUUGGAUUAAAUUCAUUUGACAAACCAGCAGAUGCGUUCCAUCAACUUAGUGCAAUUUGCACAGUCUUUGGAAUACACCGGAACAUGUCAGUGCAAGCUUCAAUAUAUAUAGUCGUCGAUCCCAAUCGUCCUCCGCAUUUGUCGGCUGACGAAGUGCUUUUGGAGGGAGAAACAGUGAAUAUAACUUGCACUUCAUCGAGCGCAAGGCCGCCACCAUUACUGAGAUUUCUUGUCGAAGCUACUGAAAUUGAUACCAAUACCAAUGUAUCAACAACGAUUGACGGCUCAACCGGAUUAUACACAUCUGUAUCCACACUGUAUUCGUUUAAGAGAGAGUGGGGAAACAGGAGCAUGUCUUGUCAACAGCAUCCGGAAGUGAAUGGAUUAUAUCCCAAGACAAUGUCAAACAGUGUAUAUAUAAGUUACAAAUGUCCCCCAUCACUUAUCAUUCUUGUUAAUGAACAUCGCAAACUUUCAAAAGUUAUAAUUGCAAGUUGUUCAUUGAUGUUCGUUGAUUCAGCAUGCAAUAUUAAAUGGGAAUCAACAAUUGAACAUUUCAAGUACAAUUUAAUUAAAAAUCGUAUCUUUAAGCAAACAACAACGGUAGAAAUUAGUUUCAGCGCCACCAAUGACGAUUAUGGAAAAGAAAUAAGAUGUAGUACUGAAUGUAAAAACUCAAAGAAUGCUCUUGAAAACGCAACAACUGUCAUAUUUGAAAAAAAACCGACAGUGGUUGUCUCUUCAAUCCCCGUUUUACCCGUUCCACCAAAUACGACCAUAGCGGUCACAUGUGUUGCAAAUGCCCAUCCUGUUGGAUAUAUCACUUGGACGAUGGUGAAAGCGUCUAAUUCAAAAUCAUCACAAACAAAGACGUGUUUAAAUGCAUCAACAUGCUCUUAUGAAAUGACUACAUCUGACGUUGAAGAGGUUUAUUCGUGUUAUGCAAAGAACGAACACGGCAGUGACGAACGGUCAAUUGUAGUUGUUCAUGAGCAUAACUAUAAAGAAGAACCGAGACAAAGCGGAAGAGGAAGUUUUUUAUGGAUACUACUACCUGGAAUAGCCGUUGUCACUCUAGGAAUUAUUGUCCUGGUUGUGUGCGUCUUUCGUAAGCGCUGGUGUCGAUGCAAUACAUUGUACGAGGAUGUUAAUAUUCGUCAAGAUGGCAACCAUACGUACCAAGACAUUGCAGUCCCUUCUUCAAAUAGGCCUCAUGAGUUAGAUGCAACGAUGUCUCCAGGAAUAUAUGAUGAGAUUGACGAAAACAACCUGUCUACAGUACAGGCGGGAACUAAUCUGACAACAAGUGCGACUGAAAAUAGGCAAUGCCUGAUCGAAAGUAGUAACCCGUACUCUAAUAUAAGCCAAAGAAUCCCAACAGGAACACAGAUGACUCAAAUGACACGUUACUUCUCAGAGUCAAACAAUCCAGGAAGUGUUAUGGGGGAAACAAACUCAGAAGGAGGUGAAGGUUACUUACAUGUGAUUUAUCGGUUAAAUCCAAAGUAAAUGACGAACAAGUUAAUUGUUUUAUUCUUUGGUAAACAUAAAUUAUUUCAACAAAAUCAUGAAAUUAUCGUUGCUAACUAUAGAGCUAUUACAAUUUAUAUUGUAUGAUAAGAUUACCGAAACAAUUCCGACAACGACAUAGAUAACGAGUAACUUUUCAUAGCCAAACAAUCCAGAAAAUGUCAUGGAGAAACACACGCAGAAGGGGGAAAUGUAACGUAGUUGUCUUUCAUAGAACAAGAAAAUGGUCGGUAUGAGAGUGUGUUUUUAUAAAACAAUUUUCUUGAAGCCAAGCAAUUUGUCAACACAAACUGUUUUGUUCGAUUAGAUAAAAACCGUUGAAUAACAAUACCAUAUCUGCCUUUUUUACGAACAAUGAGGCAUACCAUAUAUCAACGGGUCGGUAUUUUAUGUUAAUUAUUUGUCUCCGAAGCAGUUGUCCAGUUGUAGUAUUAAACAAUUUUAUGGUGAUGGCUAGUGUUAUUGUAGAAAACUGAAGUGUUGACAAAACAAACUCGUUGCUUAAAACUUGU